AUGGCCCACCCAAUCCCAGGAGCAAACUGGCCCCGGCGCGGCACCGCCCUUGGAGGUCAGCUUCGCCAACCAGCAAGUAGGAAAGAGGCGGACCCGCCUUCGGAAUCCAUCCAAUCCGCUGGGGCUGGAGGGAAAACACAACAGUAUGGAAGUUCGGGUGAAGCGGGCGGGUCAGGUUCGGUUGCGAAUGCAGGGGAGAAAAGGCAGGCGUGUCAGCCGGCCUGGAAGAGGCGCCUCGGUGGCUUUUCUGUUUUAAGAAAAUGCAGCCCGCUCCAGACACCUGCCGAUCUCAGCCAGGAGUCUCCGGCGCAGAGCCCGAGGCCAGGGACACUGGUGUGUUUACAUCGAAUUCUCGCGACAGCUGAUUCGAAGCUAAAAGCACGUGGACGUGGCAGCUGCCAAUCACUUUUUCCUGGCCACUCAGACUGCCCUAGCCCGCCCUCCGCCCCGCCUGCGGUGAUGUGUUUACCUUCCGGGAGUCUAGGCUGGCUGGUCCCUGGUCAGCCCGGCAGCCGAUUUAACUUCAGGGUCAAAAGACCUCUCAGGGCCUUCAAGAUGACUGGGACGGUAAAGGUCCCUGCUGCCAAGCCUGACCACCUGAGUUCAGUGCCCAGGACUCAACAUGGAAGAUGAGAACAAGUUGUCCUCUGACCCCAACACAUGUACCAUGGCAUGAAAGCGCCCAUCCCCAU
Peromyscus eremicus (cactus mouse) is the source of this 692-nucleotide messenger RNA. RefSeq lists its product as uncharacterized. The coding region runs from base 1 to 633 and encodes 210 amino acids. The transcript is spliced from 3 exons. The record is from RefSeq and is a predicted model, not a curated record. Lineage: Eukaryota; Metazoa; Chordata; Mammalia; Rodentia; Cricetidae.